Messenger RNA from Cladophialophora psammophila CBS 110553, 1254 nucleotides. RefSeq lists its product as uncharacterized. The transcript has 3 exons. Bases 1 to 1254 code for a protein of 417 amino acids. Lineage: Eukaryota; Fungi; Ascomycota; Eurotiomycetes; Chaetothyriales; Herpotrichiellaceae. The record is from RefSeq and is a predicted model, not a curated record. Gene Ontology annotation, molecular function: fumarylacetoacetase activity. Gene Ontology annotation, biological process: homogentisate catabolic process; L-phenylalanine catabolic process; L-tyrosine catabolic process.
AUGGGCUUAUUAUCCGAUAUCUCUGCCGACUCGCCUUUCAGCUUGGACAAUAUCCCAUUCGGGGUGUUCUCGAUAAAACAAGACCCGACUCCGCGGUGUGCCACUGCUAUUGGCGAGUUUGCUUUGGAUCUUCGCGCGCUCAGUCAAUCCGGCUUUUUUCAGGACGCUUCGGUGGCCGAUGCCCUUAGCCAGGCGACCCUGAACACAUUCGCAGGACUCCCAGCAAAGACCAGAACUGCCGCGCGAGACCAAAUCAUCUCUGCCUGCAAAGAUGGCCAGAUCCCAGACUCCUGCUUGCACAAGCUGGCAGAGGUGAAGAUGCAUCUGCCCGUGGCCAUUCCGGAGUACACGGACUUUUUCUGCUCGCUGGAGCAUUGCACCAACUGCAUGCCUAUAACAAACAGCAAGAUUCCAGAGAACUUUUAUCAUGCGCCGUCAGCAUACAACGGCCGGGCAUCCAGUGUCAUCCCAUCACCGUCUCUGGUUCGUCGACCAAGAGGCGUGUAUUGGAAAGCUGGGACAAAGGAGCCGACCUAUGGACUGUCCCAAUUCAUCGACUUCGAGCUUGAGAUGGGAUAUGUCGUGUCCAAACCAGUUCCUUAUGGGGAGACAAUCAAAGUAGAUGACGCGCCAGACCAUGUCUUUGGGUUUGUUUUGCUAAACGACUGGUCGAGUCGGGAUAUCCAGAUCUUUGAAAUGCCGCCGUUGGGACCGUUCAACUCGAAAUCCUUCGGCACUACCAUCUCUCCCUGGAUCAUCACGCUCGAUGCGUUAAAGGCAUUCCAGUGUGCGCCGAAGCACAGCACUCACCCGUUGGAGCAUCUGCGAUUCAAGGACUUCGAGCAUGGCACUUUCAACAUCAAACUCGCGGCUUCCCUCGAGCGAGACGGCAAACGGCAUCAGAUUUGCACAAGCAAUCUCCGUUACCUGUACUGGACCCCCUACCAGCAGAUUACCCAUCACGCAUCUGCAAACUGCGGACUCCGCACGGGCGACCUGAUGGGCACGGGGACCGUCUCGGGAGAUGGCAAGGACGAGAAGACGGGGAAGAAAUUCGAAUUGGGCUGUCUGUUUGAGGCGACACAGCACGCCAGCCAGCCCAUUGCCCUCGAGGGCGGUGGGAAACUGGGGUAUCUUGAAGAUGGCGACUCUGUCAUCCUGUCGGCAUGGUGUGAAGACUCGACCGGACGGCGAGUGCUCGGUUUUGGCGAGUGUCGUGGGAAGCUUGUGGGACCUGACGCGCCAAUUUCUUGA